AUGUCAAAGCUCUACGGGGUGCCCCAAAAUCAUCGUGUGAUUUUGGAGGAGCUCGGCGAAAUCGAGGAUCAGCUCGAGGCAGAGACCUCACAGCAGCUGACCGGUUCUAAUUACUUCUUCUACUACGGCACUGUUGUGUUCAAUGGAGCCGGUAUCAAAAACACCUACACACAGAUGAUCCUUGGCGUUGUCAAUUUCGGCACGACAUUCGGUCUGUAUGUCACCGAGCACUUCGGGCGUCGCAAGUCACUCAUCACUUGGGGCAUUUGGAUCUUCGUAUGUUUUAUGGUCUUCGCCUCUGUCGGGCAUUUCUCCUUAAAUGUCCAUGAUUUUCCUCAGAAGCCUGGUGCCGGAAAGGCAAUGGUGGUGUUCGCAUGCUUGCUUAUCACGUGA
This is a messenger RNA of Aspergillus viridinutans, 393 nucleotides long. Its product is annotated as hexose transporter hxt1. Gene Ontology annotation, molecular function: carbohydrate:proton symporter activity. Gene Ontology annotation, biological process: transmembrane transport; carbohydrate transport. NCBI's taxonomy places the organism in Eukaryota, Fungi, Ascomycota, Eurotiomycetes, Eurotiales, Aspergillaceae. The transcript is spliced from 2 exons. Bases 1 to 393 code for a protein of 130 amino acids. Gene Ontology annotation, cellular component: plasma membrane. The record is from RefSeq and is a predicted model, not a curated record.